This is a messenger RNA of Striga asiatica, 687 nucleotides long. NCBI's taxonomy places the organism in Eukaryota, Viridiplantae, Streptophyta, Magnoliopsida, Lamiales, Orobanchaceae. The record is from the annotation of a GenBank genome assembly.
AUGUUUAUUUUGGUCUCAGACUAUGCUUUAAUAUUAUCCUCCCCACCAGCCCAAAGCUCGGCCCAGUAUACGGAUCUAGAACCUCCCUUCAGACGACGACUAACUACAUCCAGCUCAAAAGACCAACACACUCCACAUGGCCCAAACAUACCAACCCCCGGAGGCCCACGCCGAAAACCCUCCCCCACACAACCCAACGACCGCAAUCGAGGCUGGACAAAGCCCCGGACUGCCCCGCCGAAGAACCUCAACCCUCCAACACCAGGAAAAGAAGAGAAGAAGGAAGAGGGGAGCGCGAACCUUAGGAACGAUCACCACGAGAGCGACAAUCGACCUCGGCGACCCCGGUAUCGUCGUCGUGAAGCCGGAACGACACAUCAAGUCCGACUAUGGCCAAACAGGGGGAAAUCCACUGGGACCCGCGAGCACCCAGCGAGCCAUGGUCCCGCCCUGGCGCUAGACGGAGCCGCGCGGGUGCGAGCCUCUGCCGGAGGGGCGGCGUUGGACGGAAAAUGGAAGAAGAAACGACUGAUUUUUAGGGAUUUUAACUCAAUCGCUUUUAGAGAGAGAAAAUUGGAAAUCGAGCCAUGGUCCCGCCCUGGCGCUAGACGGAGCCGCGCGGGUGCGAGCCUCUGCCGGAGGGGCGGCGUUGGACGGAAAAUGGAAGAAGAAACGACUGAUUUUUAG